ACUUGCCCCUACGGCACCGUGCGGACUACCUGGGGGACCUCUGCCUGUGUGUCCACAGCAGUGCGAGGUGCAAAACGCCGCCCGAGGGCUCUGUGAGACGUUCACAAGUCACGUGGUGAGGCGGGGAGGCGUCGGGAUCACCCCGCGGGUGCUGCCCCUCUACCUGGUCCACCUGCGGUGCCGCCGUGCGGCCGCCGCCACCCUCGAGUCCUGGCUGCCCGGGCGCUUCGUCAAAUUCUCCCCGCGGGACGGCGGCGAGAUGGCCGCGGUGGAGGGUCACUCCGACGGCGUGGUGGAGGGUCACGCCCACAGCGAGGGGAGGAGUCACGCCCACAGCGAGGGGAGGAGUCACGCCCGCAGCGAGGGGAGGAGUCACGCCCACAGCGAGGGGAGGAGUCACGCCCACAGCGUGGGGAGGAGUCACGCCCACAGCGAGGGGGAGGGUCACGCCCACAGCGAGGGGGAGGGUCACGCCCACAGCGUGGGGGAGGGUCACGCCCACAGCGUGAAGGGUCACGCCCACAGCGUGGGGGAGGGUCACGCCCACAGCGUGGGGAGGAGUCACGCCCACAGUGUGGGGGAGGGUCACGCCCACAGCGUGGAGGGUCACGCCCACAGCGUGAAGGGUCACGCCCACAGCGAUGGGGGCGGUGGCGACGUGGGUGUGGUGGGGGCGGGCAUGGCGGAGAAGCUCUGCGCGUUUCAGCACUGGGUGUUCAACGCCACGGGCGGGGAGCUCGUCGUGACGGACUUGCAGGGAGUAGGGGCGGUCCUGACGGACGUGGGGAUCGCCACGGAGAAGAAGGAGUUCCGAGGCCUGCGAGGCAGCUGCCCUCCGUCCCACGUGACUCUCUUCCGGGUCGUGCACCGAUGCAGCCCCUGCUGCCUCCUCCUGGGCCUGUGCCCCCCCCCCCCGCCCCCACCCUGCCGGGGCCCCCACGUGCAGCGGGGGGGGGGGGGGGGGGGGGGGGGGGGAGGGGAGGGGCCAGGUGACGUCAUCCGCGGUCGGAUGAGGAGCCGAACGAGCUCAAGUUGAGGAGCUGUCGGUGAAAUUAUUUUUUUUUCCUUUGACCCCCCCCCCCCCCCCCCACCCC
Messenger RNA from Petromyzon marinus (sea lamprey), 1094 nucleotides. The record is from RefSeq and is a predicted model, not a curated record. Lineage: Eukaryota; Metazoa; Chordata; Hyperoartia; Petromyzontiformes; Petromyzontidae.